CAAGAAAAGCGAAGGCAACAAGACUUCACAAGUCACAGACGCGCACCCGAACUCCCUCCCGGAAGCCCCUCGCCGGACGCUCUCUCUCUCUCUCUCUCUCUCUCGCCGCCGGCGGCAACUAAAUCAGGCGCUCAGGAUGGCCCGCUACGACCGCGCGAUCACCGUCUUCUCCCCCGACGGCCACCUCUUCCAGGUCGAGUACGCCCUCGAGGCCGUCCGCAAGGGCAACGCCGCGGUCGGCGUCCGCGGCGUCGACACCGUCGUCCUCGGCGUCGAGAAGAAGUCGACCCCCAAGCUCCAGGACUCCAGGUCCGUGCGCAAGAUCGCGAGCCUCGACACCCACAUCGCGCUGGCGUGCGCGGGGCUCAAGGCCGACGCGCGCGUGCUCAUCAACCGCGCCCGCGUCGAGUGCCAGAGCCACCGCCUCACCGUCGAGGACCCCGUCACCGUCGAGUACAUCACGCGAUACAUCGCCGGCCUGCAGCAAAAGUACACGCAGAGCGGAGGGGUCCGACCCUUCGGCCUCUCCACCCUCAUCGUCGGCUUCGACCCCUACACCCAGAAGCCCGCCCUGUACCAGACCGACCCCUCGGGGACCUUCUCCGCAUGGAAGGCCAACGCCACCGGCCGCAACUCCAACUCCAUGCGCGAGUUCCUCGAAAAGAAUUACAAGGAGACGUCAGGCAAGGAGACCAUCAAGCUCGCCAUCAGAGCACUCCUUGAGGUUGUUGAGAGUGGUGGCAAGAACAUCGAGGUUGCAGUGAUGACACACAAGGAUGGCCUUCGUGAGCUUGAAGAGGCAGAGAUUGAUGAAUAUGUCGCUGAGAUUGAGGCAGAGAAGGCCGCCGCCGAGGCUGCAAAGAAGGGCGCGCCGAAGGAAACAUGAUUUGGGACAGCAACUCUAGAUAAACUCUUGUUCCACAGCAUGUCUUAUGAUCCACAUCUUUUAGACGGAUGCAUGUUUGUUUCGGUAAAGUGUUUUUUUAUUUCUGAUGAAGCUGCUUGGAUGGAAAUUCUCGUGCUAGUGACUUUGUGAUUGUUGUCCCGGUGACCUGUUGGUCUGUCGGGUAUAUUUCUGAGUUCUGACAAUGGUUACAUAAAGACGAUGAACCGUAGAGUCGUGUUGCACUGAA
Setaria italica (foxtail millet) is the source of this 1133-nucleotide messenger RNA. Its product is annotated as proteasome subunit alpha type-7-A. The transcript is spliced from 3 exons. NCBI's taxonomy places the organism in Eukaryota, Viridiplantae, Streptophyta, Magnoliopsida, Poales, Poaceae. The record is from RefSeq and is a predicted model, not a curated record. Gene Ontology annotation, cellular component: nucleus; proteasome core complex, alpha-subunit complex; proteasome core complex. Bases 137 to 886 code for a protein of 249 amino acids. Gene Ontology annotation, biological process: ubiquitin-dependent protein catabolic process.